Messenger RNA from Jaculus jaculus (lesser Egyptian jerboa), 493 nucleotides. Its product is annotated as 40S ribosomal protein S15. The coding region runs from base 32 to 469 and encodes 145 amino acids. The record is from RefSeq and is a predicted model, not a curated record. The transcript has a single exon. Gene Ontology annotation, cellular component: cytosolic small ribosomal subunit; ribosome. Gene Ontology annotation, molecular function: RNA binding; structural constituent of ribosome. Gene Ontology annotation, biological process: translation; ribosomal small subunit assembly. Lineage: Eukaryota; Metazoa; Chordata; Mammalia; Rodentia; Dipodidae.
AGGGACCCUCGCUGCUCUCCUGGGGCUGGAAAUGGCGGAAGUGGAGCAGAAGAAGAAGAGGACCUUUCGCAAGUUCACCUACCGUGGGGUAGACCUGGACCAGCUCCUCGACAUGUCCUAUGAGCAGCUGAUGCAGCUGUACAGCGCCAGGCAGCGGCGGCGGCUGAAUCGCGGCCUGCGGAGGAAGCAGCACUCGCUGCUCAAGCGCCUGCGCAAGGCCAAAAAGGAGGCACCGCCCAUGGAGAAGCCCGAAGUGGUGAAGACACACCUGCGUGACAUGAUCAUUCUGCCUGAGAUGGUGGGCAGCAUGGUGGGUGUGUACAACGGCAAGACCUUCAACCAGGUGGAGAUCAAGCCCGAGAUGAUUGGCCACUACCUGGGCGAGUUCUCCAUCACCUACAAGCCAGUGAAGCAUGGCCGGCCGGGCAUCGGUGCCACCCACUCCUCCCGUUUCAUCCCCCUCAAGUAGCUGUGGCAAUAAACCUAAAUUCUA